AUGGCGCCGGCGCGGAGGGAGCCGUCCCUCCCCGACGAGAUACUGGAGGACAUCUUCCUCCGCCUCUCCGCGCCAGCCGACCUCGCGCGCGCCGCCUCCUUCCGCCGCGUCGCCUCCGGGCGCCGCUUCCUCCGCCGGUUCCUCCAACCCCGCCUCCACCCUCCGCCCCUGCUCGGGUUCCUCGAGCACAGGGGCAGGGGAGGGUUCCACCAGGCUGAGCCGCCGUACCGGUCCGCCCCCUCCGCGCGCGCCGUCGCGCAGGCCGUUGACUUCACCUUCUCCUUCCUCCCCAGCCCCGCCGGCAGCUGGCGCGUCUGUGACGCCCGCGAUGGUCGCGUCCUCCUCUCGCGGAGCGUAUCCGCCGCCACCGCCUUCGUGGACCUCGCGGCGUGCGACCCCUUGCACCGCCGGUACGUCCAGAUCCCCGGUAUCCCCGGCGAUCUACUGUCCUCUUCCUGUCCCUUUGCGCCGUACCAUGACGGCGUCGAAUUCGAGCGUUUCCUCCCGCAGGAUUCGGGGGAUGAGAAGGACGAGCCGUCGUUCCAGGUGCUCUGCAGCGUGCGGUCAUGGUACAGCGCCGUGAUCUUUGUCUUCUCUUCGGUCACCGGAGAUUGGUCUCGUCUCACCUCCAUCAGCUUCCUACCCCGUCGGGCGAUUAAGGACCCCAAAGUGUUGAUGCGCUACUACGCCUGCGGCUGCUUCUACUGGGUGAAUGGUUGGGACGGCUACAUGCUUGUGCUUGACCCGCGUGACGACAUGAAAUUGUCGCUGGUUGAGCUCCCGCGUAUCCAAGUCACCCAGCACCAAGGGCUGGCCAUUGUUGAUGCAGGGGAAGACAGGCUCGAUUACUGGAGGCACACUAGCGCUUCACUGCAGGACAUGGCGGAACAAUGGUUUUGGGCCGGAGAAAUGGCAGCGCAAGAUCAUCCCUUUGCCUGA
Miscanthus lutarioriparius is the source of this 939-nucleotide messenger RNA. The record is from the annotation of a GenBank genome assembly. Lineage: Eukaryota; Viridiplantae; Streptophyta; Magnoliopsida; Poales; Poaceae.